Messenger RNA from Auxenochlorella protothecoides, 1152 nucleotides. RefSeq names its product GDP-mannose 3,5-epimerase 2. The transcript has 6 exons. Gene Ontology annotation, molecular function: GDP-mannose 3,5-epimerase activity; NAD binding. Bases 1 to 1152 code for a protein of 383 amino acids. NCBI's taxonomy places the organism in Eukaryota, Viridiplantae, Chlorophyta, Trebouxiophyceae, Chlorellales, Chlorellaceae. The record is from RefSeq and is a predicted model, not a curated record.
AUGGCAAACCAGACCAUUGCCGAUGUGUACCAGAAGAGCAGUGGGCUCGCCAAGUACCCUUUUGAGCCGUACUGGCCGUCAAAGAAGCUGCGAAUCUGUGUGACAGGGGCUGGAGGCUUCAUUGCGAGCCACCUGGCCGCUCGUCUGAAGUCGGAGGGCCACUACAUCAUUGCAUGUGACUGGAAGCGCAACGAGCACAUGCAGGAAGAGCUUUUCUGCGACGAGUUCCACCUGGUGGACCUGAGGGAGUUCUCGGCCUGCGCCCGUGUGGUGAAGGGCGCUGACCAUGUCUUCAACCUGGCCGCCGACAUGGGGGGCAUGGGCUUCAUCCAGAGCAAUCACUCCGUCAUCUUUUAUAACAACACCAUGAUCUCCUUCAACAUGCUGGAGGCUGCGAGGCAGGAGGGCAUCCAGCGCUACUUCUACGCCUCCUCUGCCUGCAUCUACCCGGAGAACCGGCAGCUGGAGACUGAGAUCGAGGGCGGGGGUCUGAAGGAGGACACUGCCUGGCCGGCACAGCCGCAAGAUGCUUACGGCCUGGAGAAGCUGGCAUCCGAGGAGCUGGCCAUCCACUAUGGCAAGGACUUUGGCAUGGAGACGCGCAUUGCCCGCUUCCACAACAUCUACGGUCCCCUGGGCACGUGGAAGGGUGGGCGCGAGAAGGCGCCCGCCGCCUUCUGCAGAAAGGUGCUGACGUCCAAGGACGAGCUGGAGAUGUGGGGCGACGGCCUGCAGACCCGGUCCUUCACUUUCAUCGACGACUGCGUGGAGGGCAUCCUGCGCAUCACCAAGUCGGACUUCACGGGCCCGCUGAAUCUGGGGAGCGACGAGAUGGUCAGCAUGAAUGGCAUGAUGGAGAUGGUGCUGGGGUUCAAUGGCAAGAGCACCCCCAUCCGCCACAUCCCUGGGCCGGAGGGCGUGCGCGGCCGCAACUCGGACAACCAGCUCAUCCGCGAGCAGCUGGGCUGGGCACCCAGCAUCACCCUCAGGGACGGCCUGCGCAUCACCUAUGACUGGAUCAAGGGUGAGCUGGAGCGCGAGGGGAAGACGGAGGGGGCCGACCUUUCCUCCUACUCCAAAUCGACCAUCGUGGCCACCACCGCACCCAAGGCGCUGGGCACGCUGCGCGGCGCUGACGGGGCAGAGGACUAG